GCGCGGUCCGGGUCACUUCGCUGGCUGCUUCUGAGCUGCCGGCUCGCCGCCAUCUUGUAUUGGGGCUUCAUUGUUCGCGCUGCACCCGGCCGUUUAGUGUAAUUGCCGCGGAAGGAGAAGGCGGAGUAACCUCCGGUCAGGCGAGAAACCCCGCUAUUCCGCAGCCAUAACCGCUCAAAAGAUUUGGGAGGUAGUAAAGAUUAGGGAGCUGGACCCCGAGGCGCCGGCGCGACAGCAGCAGCCAUGGAGGACGAGAUGCCCAAGACUCUAAACUGCCAGAAAUAUCUGGGAACUUAAACCUUUUUAUUACGUUGAUUUGGGAAUGUCAAAUAAUGAAGACAACCUCAGCUUUCUCAGGCCAGUCUACAAAAGCAGAUAUGUCGGCAACCUUUCCAGAGAUGUGACAGAAGCUCUAAUUCUCCAGCUGUUUAGCCAGAUUGGACCUUGUAAAAACUGCAAAAUGAUUAUGGAUGUAAGGACAGCUGGAAAUGAUCCAUAUUGUUUUGUGGAGUUUUAUGAGCAUCGUCAUGCAGCUGCAGCACUGGCUGCUAUGAAUGGGCGGAAGAUAAUGGGUAAGGAAGUCAAAGUGAAUUGGGCAACAACCCCCAGCAGUCAAAAGAAAGAUACAAGCAGUAGUACCGUUGUCAGCACACAGCGUUCACAAGAUCAUUUCCAUGUCUUUGUUGGUGAUCUCAGUCCAGAAAUUACAACUGAAGAUAUAAAAGCUGCUUUUGCACCAUUUGGAAGAAUAUCAGAUGCCCGAGUGGUAAAAGACAUGGCAACAGGAAAGUCUAAAGGAUAUGGCUUUGUCUCCUUUUUCAACAAAUGGGAUGCCGAAAACGCCAUUCAACAGAUGGGUGGCCAAUGGCUUGGUGGAAGACAAAUCAGAACUAACUGGGCAACCCGAAAGCCUCCAGCUCCAAAGAGUACAUAUGAGUCAAACACCAAACAGCUAUCAUAUGAUGAAGUUGUAAAUCAGUCUAGUCCGAGCAACUGUACUGUAUACUGUGGAGGUGUCACUUCUGGGCUGACAGAACAACUAAUGCGUCAGACUUUUUCACCAUUUGGACAAAUAAUGGAAAUUCGAGUCUUUCCAGAUAAAGGAUAUUCAUUUGUUCGGUUCAAUUCCCAUGAAAGUGCAGCACAUGCAAUUGUUUCUGUUAAUGGAACUACCAUCGAAGGUCAUGUGGUGAAAUGCUAUUGGGGGAAAGAAACUCUUGAUAUGAUAAAUCCUGUGCAACAGAAUCAAAUUGGAUAUCCACAAGCUUAUGGCCAGUGGGGCCAGUGGUAUGGAAAUGCACAACAAAUUGGCCAGUAUAUGCCUAAUGGUUGGCAAGUACCUGCAUAUGGAAUGUAUGGCCAAGCAUGGAAUCAGCAGGGAUUUAAACACAGUCUUCCGCACCGUGGAUGGGACCAAAUUAUGGAGUGCCGCCACCUCCAGGACAGAAUGGCAGCAUGUUGCCUAAUCAGCCUGCAGGGUACCGAGUGGCAGGGUAUGAAACCCAGUGAAAAAGGACUCCAUAAUCUAAAGCCAGUGGCUUGAGGCUACAGGGAGUGUAGUAAAGCCGUGUUUACUUAAAGAUUUAUCAAAUCAGUCAGUGCAAAUGUCAGAUACAAUGUAUUUAUUUAAAAAGAUUCAUUUUUUAAUCAUGAAAUUACUUAUCAUCCACAUUGUUUUAAAAAGAAACAAGAUGCUGGAUGUCUGCCAAUUUUUGCCUUCAUUACCUUUUUUGAUAAAGUUUCUCAGAUCCUUGUUUCAAAUACAAAUGCAGGGAUUGCUGCCACUUUUUUAAAAUUAAGAGGCAGAAAAUUGCACAAUGUUGAACUUUUUUCCACUAAAGUAGUGUGCAGUUCUAGUUUGCAUUCCUGAUAUGAUUUAAAACAUGUAAUAUAAAGAUGUCAAAAAAAAAAUGAAGAACCAAAACUGUGCAAAGUCUAGAAGUUCUUUGUAAUCUUCAGCUUGUGCACAAUUCUGUUUUAGGUUUGUUUUUUGUUUAUGUUUUUGUUUUUUUAAGGCAUUGUUUGAACUGUCCCAUCUCCACUGUUUCCCUUCAGGGUUUUAAAAUAUAAAUUAUUAGUUUACAUCAUUUUUGUAACUACAUUUUUCACAAAUUUGUCUUGCCUUAUUAAAUUUCUGUAAAAUAUACUUAAAUGGGGAAAAAAUGAUGUUCACUUAGAUUGAAAACUUUUCUCAGAUGGAUUGAUAAUUGCAUUCAUUUUGUGUUUUAUAUGAGAAGGUGCCUCAAGAAUUCCCUCUUGGAUUUGUUUAAAGGAUUUUUAUCUUCUCUGAUAAACUCUGCUGUGUACCAGGAAAUAUAAAAACAAAAACUUGCUACUUAAGAAAAUCUCUGAAAUGUGAGAAGUUUUUAUGAGCCCAUGUUAAUUUCAUGUGUCAACUUCUACAUUUACAUGUAUUGUUUCAUUCUGUAAAAUGCUUAGCAAUUUAAUAUUUUGCACAGUUAGCAAGCUUUGUACGUCAUUUCCUUCUUAAAGGCAUCAAUCAUGCAGAGUUGACAGGAGAUUUCUAAGGUUUUAAGUUGUUUGCAUGUGAAUAUCAAAUACACACUUUGGUAGUCUUUGAAUACAAAGUCAUCUGCUCUUAUUUUUCAAGAAUUUUGAGACACAAAGUUGUAUGUAAAGGAAUAUAUUAAUUUGCCAUUUUCUAGUUAUAUUUACUCAAAAAGAGUAAAUCAACUUAGUUUUAAUAUGUACAAAUGACAGCUGUGAAACUGUAGAAUAUCCUAUAUCAGGCUUGGAGUUCAUUGUGAACUUCAAAAUUAGCCUGAAGGACCAGCCGGGCAAAGCAUUUUUUAAAUGUUCAGAGGCCAAAAGAUAAACAAACAAACAAAAAAACCUUAAAAUCCUACCUCCUUAAACAGCCUUCAAAGAGGAGAAUCCUCAGUGCAAUCAUUAUUUUGAUUCUUUUGGUACCUGUUUCCUGGAGUUCCCAAUCUUUUUAUUUUGGGGUGGCUCCGAGCAUUAAGAGGUUUAAUCUUUGAUGGCAUUGUUCUAGUUUUGAAAUUUCUAGUACAUUUCAGAGUCUCUUAGAAACAUUGUGGGAGAUUUUUGUUUUGUUUUCAGUGAAAGUCACAAACUUUCUUCUUCCUUUACUCACAAAGGGGAAGAGUCCCCAGUAUACUUAUUUGGAUGGUUUGUUGUUUUUAAGACCUUCAGAGAGCUCCUAGCAUUUAGCAGCAGAAAAGGCCUGUGAAAUCUUAAGUUUCCUGGCCUUGUCUCUUCCAGGUAGGAGCAAAUUAAACUGGUCUCUAAAGCCAAUAUUCAUGUAAACCAGAGCCCAGGAAAGACAGCUCAUAAGUGUAUAAUUCUCUGGAGCUCAAUUCUAUGCAGUUGUACUGAUGUUUCAUUAUGUCACUGUGUAUUUUUAAUUGUUGAUACAUUAAAUGUUGCUUUAUGGAAGAUGAGUAAAUUUUUUAAAUACUUGGGAAUUUUAUUUCCUUGUUAACGUCUACAGAUCAGGGCAUGCAACCAGAAGCAGCUUAAAUGAAAUACUCAAAAAAUAAAAUAUCAGGAAGCUAUUUUUAGAUUCUUCUGGUUUAUGUUUCUAUUUUAGGACCCUCAUUAUUUUUCUUACUCAAAAAUAUUUUAUUUCCUAUACAUUCUAUGGACUGCAGGGUAAGUUAUUUGGGCAUAAGUAAUUUAAGCAAAAGUAUAGUUUUUCUUUCAUUUUGGCUUUCUCAAGUAACAUUUUUUAUUAGCCAGUAUAUUUUCUUAUUGCACAAAUCUUAAAAGUGUACAUUAACUACUUUUUGAGAAGAAAGUGGUAUUUCUCAAAAAGUUACUACUGAACAAAUUGACAUUUCAGGAACAUUGCUAACUUUGGUUUAAGUCUUACACAUAGUGUUAAAAUCAUUUAAAGAUUUUUUUAGUCUAAAAAUAAAACUGGUAUUACUACCAGGUCACGAAAUUAAAGUUUUAAAAAUGGUUUCAUUCUCUGCAAUAUGCAUUCAGAUUUUACUAUAAUAUAUCUGGUACUGUAAAGAACCUGAAGUGAUUCACACUUUAAUGGGUCGUUAAUUCAGUAUUCUUUGCCCUGUUUGGAUAUUAAAGUUCCUUUAUGUUUUCUAUAA
Mustela lutreola (European mink) is the source of this 4088-nucleotide messenger RNA. It is a transcript of the gene TIA1, whose product is annotated as TIA1 cytotoxic granule associated RNA binding protein. Gene Ontology annotation, molecular function: mRNA binding. The transcript has 14 exons. NCBI's taxonomy places the organism in Eukaryota, Metazoa, Chordata, Mammalia, Carnivora, Mustelidae. Gene Ontology annotation, cellular component: cytosol. The record is from RefSeq and is a predicted model, not a curated record. The coding region runs from base 323 to 1543 and encodes 406 amino acids.